Molecule: messenger RNA, 3537 nt
Organism: Prorocentrum cordatum
Lineage: Eukaryota; Dinophyceae; Prorocentrales; Prorocentraceae
Source: the annotation of a GenBank genome assembly
AUGCGACGGGCUCCCUGUCCCAGCACGCGGGCCCCGUCCACCUCAACUUCUGCUUCCGAGAGAACCUUGCGCCCGACCCGGGGCCCGUGCGCGGUGCGCCAGGGAGGACCUCCGAGUUCAGCAGGUCGUACGUGGGGGCCCUAUCGUCUGCCGAGCGCGCGGUCGGCGGUCGCGAGAUUAGCCUGGCUGGGCCCGUGUGCGGUGCGCCAGACUCGCCGAGAGCUCGUCGGCCUCGCGUCGUCUCGCAAGUCCCGCAUCGUGGUGCUGGUGGGCAGCCUGCACACCGCUGAGGAGGCCAUGCUGGCCGAGGACGUCGCCGCGCGCCUCGGGGCCGCCGUGUUCGCGGACAUCACCUCGGGCCUGCGGCUGCGGCCGGGCACGGUGCACUACGCGGACCAGCUGCUGAGCUCCCCCCUGCUCUCCGCCAGCUUGCUGCAGGUGGACGCCGUGGUGCAGCUGGGAGGGGCCGUCGUCUCCCGUCGCAUCGGCAAUUUUGCCAAGGACGCGCGCCCCCGUCUGUACGUGCGGGUGGCCCCAGCCCCUAUCCGGCACGACCCGGACCACCUGGCGAGCCACCACCUGCCCUGCUCCCUGGGCGCGCUCGCCAGCGCCCUGCUCGAGGCAGGGCUGCAACCCGCGAAGGAGCCCUGCUCCUUCUGGGGCAGGCUCUCAGUGGCGGCCGGGAAGGUGCUGGAGGAGCACCUGACAGAGACCCGGCAGCUGACAGAGCCCUACGUGGCGUUCGCCGUGUCGCGGCUUCUGUGCCCAGGCGGCCGCAUGCAGAUCUCGAGCUCCAUGCCAAUCCGCGAUCAGGACAUGUUCGCGAGCCCGCCGCUGGACAACGACAGGGCUGCGGCUCACCCUGCAGCCGCGAAUCGUGGCGCUUCGGGCAUCGACGGCGUCAUCAGCACAGCGGCUGGAUACUGCCACGGGGCCGAGGUGCCCUCCACGCUGGUCAUCGGCGACGUCGCCUCCCUGCACGACCUGAACGCUCUCGACCAGCUGGCGCGUCAAGAGACGCUGCCGCUCACCGUCGUGAUCGUGAACAAUGGUGGGGGAGCCAUCUUCUCCUUCCUGCCAAUCAAAAACCAUCACGACGUCCUGAACACCUUUUUCUCCGCACCCCACCAUACGGACUUCGGCCGCGCCUGCGACGCGUUCGGCUUGCCUUACAAGCUGUGCUCGACGGCCGACGAGUUUGAGUCCGAGUAUGUCGAUUCGCAGAGGAGCGGCCAGCAGGGCGCCAGGGUCAUCGAGGUGCGCGUGACCACCUCUUACGAAGAGAACGUUAGUCUGCACACCAAGCUCAGCAGUCUAGUGUCCUCCGCCGUACGAGACGAGCUGUUCGCGUCGGCUAGCUUGUCGUGGCUCAACACUGCGGUGGCGCCGCCGUCGCCGAACGGGGCCCACGCAUCUCGCGUGCCGAUGGUGCUUUUGCAUGGAUGGCUUGGGGAGAAAUCUGACUGGACAGAUGUGGCGCGGCAGCUCGUAGAGGCCGGUUUUCCUGUGUUGGCUAUUGACCUUCCUGGGCAUGGCGACUCCGCUAUGGGCCGCAAGCAAAUGGACUCGCCUGGAAGCCAAUUGGAUCCUUGGGAGGCUGCAGCCUUGUUCAGCAUGCCUUUCGUAGUGGAGGCGCUGGACAGACUGUUGGACGACUUGGCUAUAAACCGAGCCAUCUUCGUCGGAUACUCCCUCGGAGGCAGGGUGGCAAUGGCCUAUGCUGCUGAGCACCCGGACCGUGUGCUAGGCACCAUCGCACUCUCUGCAAACCCUGGCCUGAAGUCUGUAUCGGAGCGGUUCGAGCGCGCCGCGAGCGACGGGUGCCUCGCCGUGGGCCUGGAGGCGAAAGGCCUAGACCGCUUCCUGGUCGACUGGUACAGCAUGCCCCUGUGGGGAGGCCUCCGGGAGCGGCUUCCCGAGGUCCACGGCAGGGUGCUCGCGAGACGCGCCCGGGGCCGGCCCGCGCUCGUCGCGCACGCCCUGGUCGGCAUGAGCCUCGGGCGGCAGGGGGACCUCUGGCCGUCCGUUCUCGCGGGCGAGCCCCCGCUGUGGUAUGCGUGCGGGGAGCUCGACGUCAAGUUCGUGGCGAUCGGCGAGGAGCUCAGGAGGCGCUGGGGCCCGCCCGUCACCGGCGCGCCCUCCAGGGUGUCCACGCUGCCCGGCUGUGGCCACGCCCUGGUGGAGGAGUCCCCGGGCGAGGUUGCGCGGUUGUGCGCCGAGGUGGCCGGGCACCUGAGCGCCAUGGAGGCGCCGGCCGCCACGCCAGCGGCGGUGCUGCCGCAGGUCGUGGGCGCGCGCUCGAGCAAGAUUCGAGUGGCUCUCAGCUCGAAGCUGCCGUUGAGUCGGGGCGAGCCGAUCGAAGCGCGCGUCGGGCUUCUCAUCAUCCUGGAGGCGCGUAUGCCGGGUGGCGGGGCCAACGGUCACGCCGAUCUCGCUACGGGCCUUGGGGAGGUGAAUCCGCUGCCGGGGUUCCACAAGGAGUCGCUGGCCGAGGCAGAGGAGCAGCUCCGGGUUGUCCUGUCCACACUUUCAACCAAGAAGCCAGAGUUGCCUCCAGUUGUGGCGAGGCUUGAUGGCUCCAUGGGCAAGUGGCUGGCACAGCAUUGCGCGCCACCUGGCGGUGUGCUGCUUCCUUCUGUGCGGAGUGGCCUCGAGAUGGCCUUGCUGCACGUCUUGAAGCGGACGCUGCGAACGCCCCACCUGGGUGCCCUUGCCGCGUCCGCAAACGGGCUGAGCUGCUCGUCGAGCGUGCAGAUGAACUCGCUGGUUGUCCGGACCGAGUCCGAGGACCUCGGCAUCCCCUCGGACGGAGCCGCGGUGGUGAAGGUGAAGGUGGGCAGGGACCCGCGCGACGACGCGCAGCGCGUCAGCAGACUGGCCGAGCUGCUGUCCGCCCGGCCUGGCCCCCCAGUGCGCCUGCGGCUCGAUGCUAAUCAGGCCUGGACGGUUCCGGAGGCCGCCGCCUUCCUGGGCGGUCUCUCCGAGCAGGCCGUGGAGGUCACGGAGUACCUGGAGGAGCCGGUGAAGUGGACAGGCGGGCAGGACAGCUUUUUCGAGGCCUGGGAGGCUCUCGCGUCACAGACGGGCAGGUGCGUGGCGUUCGCGGUGGACGAGAGUCUCCUGGAGGGGCCCGUGACCAAGGAGAAGAUCGCCGCGUGCCAGGCGCCCAUCGCUGCGCUCGUCUUGAAACCGGCUCUGCAGGGCCUGGAGCAGACCGUCGAGCUCUCAGCCUGGGCGCUCAAGCACGGAGUUCAGCCCGUGUUCAGCUCGGCAUUUGAGAGCGGGGUGGCGCUCAGUCACUUUGCGAUCCUGGCGGGGUCCGUCGUGCACCCGCCCGGGCGGGACGCUGCCUUCACCGGUUGUCACGGGCUCGGCACCUUCACGCGGCUCAGGGAGGACGUGCUCCGCCCGCCGUUCGCGGACCUCGUCACCUGCGGCGGCUCCGCGGGCGGAGGACCGAGUGGCUGGAGCGUGAGCCUGCUGAGGUGCCAGGAGGCGCUUGACGCUACGGCCGACGCCAACAGCGCUACAGCGUGA